AGGGCAGAGAGUUUGGCCCGGGACACUGCCCUGAAGUGGGUAUCGGGUGUGUUCUGUUGCCCUGAGCAUCUGGAGAGGUUAGGACAGUACCGCAAAAGGGAAUGCCAGAGGACCUCAUCCAUCCACUCCAGACUCAAGGUAUCAUGUAACUACAAACACACCUGCUCCCACUAGAAGCUAUUGUCAUUUCCCACAUGAAAUUAUAUAGACAUGAGGGAGAAAUAGGUACCAUUCCCCAGAUCUAGUGCCUCUACACAAUCCUGUCUCGGAGCUCUACGGACAAUUCCUUCGACCUCAUGGAUUGGUUUUUGCUCUGACAUGCACUGUCAACUGUAGACAGGUGUGUGCCUUUCCAAAUCAUGUCCAAUCAAUUGAAUUUACUACAGGUGCACUCCAAUCAAGUUGUAGAAACAUCUCAAGGAUGAUCAGUGGAAACAGGAUGCACCUGAGCUCAAUUUCGAGUCUCAUAGCAAAGGGUCUGAAUACUUAUGUAAAUAAGGUACGUCAGUUAUUUAUUUUGUAUACAUUUGCAAAAAUGUAUAAAAACCUGUUUUUUCGCUUUGUCAUUAUAGGGUAUUGUGUGUAUAUUGAUGAGGAGAAAAAUGUAUUUCAUCAAUUUUAGAAUAAGGCUGUAAUGUAAAGAAAUGUGGAAAAAGUCAAGGGGUCUGAAUACUUUCCUAAUGCACUGUAUGUACGCUUGUUGAAUACAGUGACAUUCAGUGAUAGGAUUGAGCAUCAUUCAAGAGCCCACAUUGCUAUGCAAAUAGAAUUGUACAACAUGAUACAGCUGCAACACAGCAUGAUGCAAUAGGCCUAAGCCAUUUUAAUGAGAUGGCAGGGAUGGUUUUCCUUAUGUUCUGGCAGUAACGUUGCACUGGUGCUUUACAGCGAUGUUGUACUCUGUUAGGUGUUGAAAGAGGCGGUGUCUGUGCGUUUCCGCAGCAUCUCUUACCUGCACACCCGUGGACCUGGCCUUGCAGGCCACCUGUCUGCCCUGCAGCACAGCAUCAUGGGAGACUUGGCUGAGUGGAGUUUGUAUUGUGUAGUAGAAAAGUGUCUGUGUGGAGUCUGUAUUGUGCAGUAGAAAAUUGUAUGUGUGGAGUUUGUAUUGUGUAGUAGAAAAGUGUCUGAGUGGAGUUUGUAUUGUGUAGUAGAAACGUGUUUCUGAGUGGAGUUUGUAUUGUGUAGUAGAAACGUGUUUCUGAGUGGAUGCACAAGGCCCUGGAGGUGGAGCUGACAGACUGGCAGAGAGACCAGGAACCAGACACUGACCAUGAGGGCUUUUACCGCACCAGCCUGCCAACCAUCAUCACACAGGUUAACAAACAUACAAUCUACAUUAAGGCUGCUUUAAAAUGGUCACUAUGUAGAAUGUUUGCAAUGUGGUUGUGGUAAAUGUUAUUUUAAUGCACAUACUUGAGUUGUGGCGAUGUUGUGUUUGUGUUGGUGAUAUGUUGUGGAGGGUUUUGAGGCCUGUGAGUAAGUUGUUGUGAUGUUCUGUUUGUGUUGUGGUUGUGUUAGAUGCUGAAGAAGAAUGCACGGGUGCCUCUGAUAAUCUGUGAAUCAUUUCGGAAUCAGACCAUACAGAAGGGGCUCUAUGAGAUGGAGAACCUCCUCAAUAGGUGGGUCUGGGUUUUUUGUAUGAGUAUGUGCCUGUGUAUGUUUGAGAAUGGGGCAGAGAAUUUGUGAUAUUUUUCAAAUGACCUAGAUAUCACCUAUAAUAUUUGUUUUUGCAUGUAAUCACUGGAUCCGCAAGUCUCUCAUUUACUCUCCCUCUGUUUCCAGGUUCCGGGAGGCUCGUGUGGAAUUUGGGAAGGAGCGUCGCUGUAUAGUUGUGUUCGCCCACCCUGCCGGUAGAUCAGUGUCUUUGAAAAUCAAAUUAGUCUGUAGCUGACUUAUACCAGUGUCCCGUGUGGUAUUGUUGAUCCAUUCCUGUUCCUGUAGCGUUUGCAGGAGGAGUGCCAUUGGCUGACGGUGGUGGAGUAUGUGAGGGUGUGGAUGCAGAAUAGGCUGGUGUGUUGGAAUGCAGAGGAGUGA
Molecule: messenger RNA, 2037 nt
Organism: Coregonus sp. 'balchen'
Lineage: Eukaryota; Metazoa; Chordata; Actinopteri; Salmoniformes; Salmonidae
Source: the annotation of a GenBank genome assembly